Molecule: messenger RNA, 2749 nt
Organism: Anneissia japonica
Lineage: Eukaryota; Metazoa; Echinodermata; Crinoidea; Comatulida; Comatulidae
Product: laccase-1-like
Biological process (GO): iron ion transport
Cellular component (GO): plasma membrane
Molecular function (GO): copper ion binding; oxidoreductase activity
Source: RefSeq, a predicted model, not a curated record
ACAAUAGGCCUAUAUUCGGCAGACACGCACUCUCAUCCGUAUACCACCAGCAACUUAAUAACCAUUUGUAUAACACUAAUACGCUCUCUACAUCUAAGAUUCUCAAUAAUGAAUACCUUAAUGGUAAUGGGAUACGGAAACAGCAUUGCUAUGUCUCAAAUACUGGUGGUAGUAGUAGAGAUCUUACUUCUAGUGAAAAUCGGUGAACCAUUAGAGUGUAAAAGGAAAGAGAUUGUUACCAAUACGCCUGUGAUUUCAAGCAAUUGCUAUCGAGAGUGCGAAUAUCCGUCUAAACCAACGGUAUGCGAAUAUGAAUUUAACGUCGUAUUACACCAGACAAUGUCAGCUCAUUGUGGGGACUGUCCGUUUAAGAAAGAAGACUGUAAUCUCGAAAAGUGUGUACCUGUUGACGGGUCUUCAAGACCUUUGAUAGCUGUAAAUGGAUCAUUACCAGGACCAAGCAUUGUGGUUUGCGAAGGUGAUACAAUACGAGUGAAGGUAACAAACAACUUACAAUCCGGUGCUGGAGUAACAAUGCAUUGGCACGGGAUUCAUCAGACAAACACGAACUGGAUGGACGGGGUCCCGCGCGCGACACAAUGCGCAGUAGCACGCGGGUCAUCGUUUGUCUACGAGUUUAUUGCUGAGCCCGCUGGAACACAUUGGUGGCACUCACACGCAGGUUACCAGAGGGCAAGUGGCGCUUUUGGUCCUUUGAUUGUGAGAAAAUCUCGAAAAACAGAGUUUAACAGCAACACAUAUGAUUUCGAUCUACCGGAACAUACCAUGACGCUAACGGAUUGGGCUGAUAUGACAUCGUUAGACAUUGCACUUAAAGUCAACAUUCCCGCUUUAAAUCCUAGAUCUCAGACAGUUACUAUACUAAUGAACGGAAAAGGAGAAAGAAUUGAAUUUUUCGACGAAACUGGUCAGAUAUUUAAAACACCGAGACAAAUGUUUGAAGUUGAAGCAGGGAAGAAGUAUAAAAUACGAUUAAUAGGCGCAUUUAUAGCAGCAUGCAUGACGUCAUUUCACAUAGAAAAACACAGCAUGACGAUUAUUAGCACAGAAGGCGGAGAAAUAAUCCCAUACGAAACUGAUUACUUAACGAUAGCUCAAGGAGAAAGGUACGACUUCGUUCUACAUGCCAACGCAGUGCCAUCAGCGUAUUGCAUAUAUGCAUCUGGUUACGGAAAUAGCUCGUGUCCGUCUAAUGCAACGUUCAUCCUGAAAUACAAAUCUAGUCCUUUAAAUAAUCCAACAUGCGCAUCAUAUGCUGUAGUUCCUGCAUCACAAGAUAGGGACCAAUAUAUGGGUAAUCGUUCGAAAGGAAUGUUCUCUGCAAUAGACUUUGUUUCUUCAGUAUAUAUACUCCUCCAUUAUUGCCCUUUGUGACGAAUGAGCCAGACGACUCGGAUAUUUGUCAGUCAACUCUAAACAAAACAUUUUACUAUACGUGCGGCAUGAAACAAUGUGUUUGUACAAAUAUUUUAAAAAUAAAACUCGGAAAGGUGGUAGAAAUUGUAUUUCUUAAUACUGAUGAAGAUAUUAUACAACAUCCAAUGCAUAUGCAUGGUGGCAGCUUCCGUCUUUUGGGAUUAGGUUCAUUCCACACUAAAAAAAUGACACUCGAUAACGUCAUUCAACUCGACAAAGAAGGUGGUCUGUUGAGAAAUUCUCCAGUCAAAGCUGCAUUAAAAGAUACAGUAAUGGUGCCUUCUAAUGGAUACGCCAUCUUAAGGAUGAAGGCAGAAAAUCCGGGUUACUGGUUCUUUCAUUGUCAUACUAUGAAUCACGGGGAAAGAGGAAUGGUUAUAGUUUUGCAGUUUGGUGAACCAAGUGAAAUGCCGAAGCCUCCAUUAGAUUUCCCAAGGUGUGAGGGUUGGGAACCGAAAUGAUCGCUGACAACAGACGUUAAUAAUGAAAGCAAAGUAGGGCUUGCAAACAUUUUAAAAAAGGAUUAAUGAGAAUGCUAGAUAUAAAUGUAUAGUUUAUAUUUAUAGCCUGAAUACAACGAAAUAUAUUAUAAUGAAAAGGAACAAUAGCAUCGGAUAUAAAGGUUGAAUAAUAUUUAAAAAAAACUUUUGGAUAUAUUAAUUUAGUAAAUUAUCUGGCUUUCUUAAUGUUUUUUUAUAUAUAUUUUUUUUAAUAUUGUGUGUUUUCGUUUAACUCUGAUAACAUUUUAAAGAGACAAGCAACAUAUUAGCAUUUGAAAAGUUUUUUUAGCAUUUGUUUUACCUUUCUUAACUAAAAUGUUAAUUGAUCAGAAACCUUGCUAAUUAAACGCUCUUAAUUAUCUGUUUAAUGUUUGUAAUUACUUUGUAAUGAACGCACUCCAAAGCUGUGAUGACGUUCCACUAUUACAAAAGUAGAGCUUCAAUAAAUUAUUAUAAGUAGUAGUAGACAAAGACGGUAUAAACAGAUAAAAAACAAAUGAUUUGAACAAACAGGACCAGUACAGAUAAAAUCAAAGAAAAAUCUUGACAAAAUCAUAACAAAAGCAACAGAUUUCAUAUUAAUGUAAAACUCAUGGAGAACUUAAUAACACUAUUUUUGUUUUAAUCUAAUGUAUAUAUUACUUAUAAUCUAUCUGACUGACUAUUCUCUGUAUAUAUAAUAAUAAGGAAUUGUUUUUAUAAUGCCUGAACCGUUAUAGUAUGUUAUUAUUAUUGAGAAAAUGUAUAUCUGCUUCUGCUUUUUCCAUCUCUUUGCUGGGUAUUAAUAAUAAUAAUAAUAAUAAUAAUAAUAA